This is a messenger RNA of Ceratotherium simum simum (southern white rhinoceros), 297 nucleotides long. NCBI's taxonomy places the organism in Eukaryota, Metazoa, Chordata, Mammalia, Perissodactyla, Rhinocerotidae. The record is from RefSeq and is a predicted model, not a curated record.
AUGAAGACAUUCCUCUUUCUCUUUGCAGUUCUCUGCUUCCUGGUCCCAGCCAGGAGUGCAUUCUUUGAUGAGAAAUGCUACCAUCUUAAAGGGAGAUGCAAGAAAUCUUGUCAGAAAAAUGAAGAAUUUGUUGCUCUCUGUGGGAAGUCUCUGAAAUGCUGUUUGAUACUACAGCUAUGUGGACAGAGUAAAGAAAAAUGGUUAAGAUUUAAGACUCAGACUUCCCAGAGCGACAUGCAUGCUCCAGCUUCGUGUUCUUUUUAUUCUCGUCUUUUCAUUACGAAGACACUUCAAUAA